CAGAGGUUAGACGCCCAGAAGGCAAGGGGUGCUUAUGUCAGCAAUAUUCUUGCGUUUUACCAGACACCUCGACUACUGUCAACUUCGCGACCAAGGAUCAACUCACCGUGAGGUCAACCAGAUUAACUUCCAGUUGAACAUAUAAAAAUGCCAGAAGAACGUGGCAAGGCAUGGCCGUUCGCAGAAGAGGACUUGACUAAUUCUAUCCUUGAUCUCGUUCAGCAGGCCGGCCAGUAUAAACAGCUGAAAAAGGGCGCUAAUGAAGCCACAAAGACUCUCAACCGCGGUAUCGCGGAAUUCAUCAUCCUUACCGCGGAUACUGAACCUUUGGAAAUUUUACUGCACCUUCCGCUUCUUUGCGAAGAAAAGAACGUUCCUUAUAUUUUCAUACCGUCGAAGGCUGCUCUGGGUCGUGCAUGUAAUGUUUCCAGGCCUGUCAUUGCUGCCAGUGUAACUACCAGCGAGGCCCGCGAACUGCAGAGUCAGAUUCGCAACAUCAAAGUGGCCAUUGAAAAGUUGAUGGUCUGAGUAGCUAUCAUCGAUCCCUGGACAUGGUAUGCAUUGUAUAGUUGAUCAUAAUUGAAGGAGUCA
Pisolithus orientalis is the source of this 591-nucleotide messenger RNA. RefSeq names its product putative SNU13-component of the U4/U6.U5 snRNP. The transcript has 4 exons. The coding region runs from base 148 to 528 and encodes 126 amino acids. Gene Ontology annotation, biological process: mRNA splicing, via spliceosome; ribosome biogenesis; maturation of SSU-rRNA. The record is from RefSeq and is a predicted model, not a curated record. Gene Ontology annotation, molecular function: RNA binding. Gene Ontology annotation, cellular component: small-subunit processome; precatalytic spliceosome; nucleolus. NCBI's taxonomy places the organism in Eukaryota, Fungi, Basidiomycota, Agaricomycetes, Boletales, Pisolithaceae.